GGUGAGCCGCCUGCUCCUCCCUCUCCUCCCGUCGGCCGGGUCUGCUUGUCUUCCUGUUUGCUGAGAAAGUUGAGGGAGCGCUUAAGGGGCUUUUUCCACAAUGGACAGCCAAGGAAGGAAAGUGGUAGUUUGUGACAACGGUACCGGGUUCGUCAAGUGUGGUUAUGCAGGCUCCAAUUUCCCAGAGCACAUCUUCCCUGCACUUGUUGGGAGACCCAUCAUUCGUUCAACUGCAAAAGUCGGAAACAUCGAGAUUAAGGACUUGAUGGUGGGGGAUGAAGCCAGUGAGCUGCGCUCAAUGCUGGAGGUCAACUAUCCCAUGGAGAAUGGCAUCGUCAGGAACUGGGAUGAUAUGAAGCAUUUGUGGGACUACACCUUUGGUCCAGAAAAGCUCAAUAUUGAGUCUCAAAACUGCAAGAUCCUGCUGACGGAGCCUCCCAUGAACCCCACAAAGAACCGUGAGAAAAUCAUUGAGGUGAUGUUUGAGAAUUACCAGUUUGCAGGCGUCUACAUUGCAAUUCAGGCUGUGCUGACACUGUACGCCCAAGGCCUUCUUACAGGUGUAGUUGUGGACUCGGGUGACGGUGUCACACACAUCUGUCCUGUGUAUGAGGGCUUCAGCCUGCCCCAUCUCACACGACGCUUAGACAUCGCCGGCCGGGAUAUCACCCGCUACCUCAUCAAGCUGUUGUUGUUGAGGGGUUACGCCUUCAACCACUCUGCAGACUUUGAGACGGUGCGCAUGAUGAAGGAGAAGCUGUGCUAUGUGGGAUACAACAUCGAGCAGGAACAGAAGCUCGCACUGGAGACUACCGUGCUGGUGGAGUCAUACACGCUGCCAGAUGGUCGGGUGAUCAAGGUGGGAGGAGAGCGGUUUGAAGCCCCCGAGGCUCUGUUCCAGCCUCACCUCAUCAAUGUGGAAGGCGUUGGCGUGGCCGAGCUGCUCUUUAACACCAUCCAGGCGGCUGAUAUAGACACCAGGCCUGAGUUCUACAAACACAUCGUGUUAUCAGGAGGAUCCACCAUGUAUCCCGGCCUGCCGUCUCGCCUUGAGAGGGAACUCAAACAGCUUUACCUGGAACGUGUGCUCAAGGGAGACGUCGACAAACUUUCAAAAUUCAAGAUCCGUAUCGAGGACCCGCCCCGACGAAAGCACAUGGUGUUCCUGGGCGGAGCCGUGCUGGCUGACAUCAUGAAGGACAAGGACAACUUCUGGCUGACCCGGGAAGAGUACCAGGAGAAAGGUGUCCGCGUUUUGGAAAAGCUGGGCGUCACCGUCAGAUAAAGUCCUAGACGGACACGCCUCACACCCACGGUGUCCCCGUAUUGCAGAGUAUAUAUCUAUUUAUCCCCCUCUUUGGCCGGCGAUGUCCCCCCAAACAUCAGAGGGAAGCGCGCCGUCUUCUCCCUGCCCCCCGCCCGCCCUCCCUCCCUUCCUUUUCCUGCCUGCCUCUCCUGACACCUUUUCCCUCAAGUGCUGAGAAUUUCAUUUUAUCAGAUUCCGUUGAAGCACCUCCCUUUUUUAAUGAGUAAUGAAGGGUUGAUGACGCUCCGCUGAUGUAUUGAGGAUAGGUUUUUUUUGUUUUGUUUUUUUUUAUUAAUGUACUAAUGAGGGUAAAAACUAGUCUGUGAAACUGGCAGCAGCUAUUCAGACGAGCAAACUGUUGAUGGAAAAUGUGGCUUCCCAUCAGCCACUGCUGUCAGUAUUUCAGUGUUUAGUCUCCGGGACGGUUAAAUUAACAUGCGGUUUAUUAUAAGCAGCUUGCAGUAUCGCAGUCAGGGGCCACAACAAACGUGCACGGGGCCGCUUCCAGCAUCUCUUUCAUCUUUUUUAUAUUGUUUAUAUAGGAGAGGGAUUUCUUGCUUUUGUUGGAUGUAUAUCUUUUUUUUUUGUUUUUUUUUUUCUUUUGUUGCUGUGCACUUCUACCAUUAAAUAGAGUACAUUGUGUGAAAAAGUGUUCCAUGUUUUUUGUUUUUCUCUAAUGGGAUGAACGCGCAUGUAAGGCCCCUAAACUUGUCAUCAGUUAUGUGAUGGUACUUCAGGGUUGGAGGGUGGCGGGUGGUGUUUUACUCCCAAUAGUGUACUAGAGGUACUUCUGUUUGAUAAACGUGUAUUUUUUUUUUCUUCCUUUUUCCAUGAACAUUUGUCCAGUGCCAAGUGCAAGAUCUCAUGAUUUGUCUGUUCUUUUCGCCUUUUUUAUUUUUCUGUGUUCAGAGCAUAACUGCCUAACGCUGAUUUAAAUAAAGUGACUUAUAAGGAA
Thalassophryne amazonica is the source of this 2261-nucleotide messenger RNA. Its product is annotated as actin-related protein 2-B. Gene Ontology annotation, cellular component: Arp2/3 protein complex; actin cortical patch. The coding region runs from base 101 to 1285 and encodes 394 amino acids. Gene Ontology annotation, molecular function: actin filament binding. The transcript is spliced from 9 exons. The record is from RefSeq and is a predicted model, not a curated record. Gene Ontology annotation, biological process: Arp2/3 complex-mediated actin nucleation. NCBI's taxonomy places the organism in Eukaryota, Metazoa, Chordata, Actinopteri, Batrachoidiformes, Batrachoididae.